Neoarius graeffei (lesser salmon catfish) is the source of this 2123-nucleotide messenger RNA. Its product is annotated as progranulin-like. The record is from RefSeq and is a predicted model, not a curated record. Gene Ontology annotation, cellular component: extracellular region. Bases 413 to 1933 code for a protein of 506 amino acids. The transcript is spliced from 11 exons. Lineage: Eukaryota; Metazoa; Chordata; Actinopteri; Siluriformes; Ariidae.
GUGGCGUCCAUGCAGGAACAGCACUUUGGUUGUGUUCAACCCGCUUGAAUCAUUGCACGCGCAUGCGCACACUCUUAGACACACACACGCACACAGAGAGACUUCUAAAAUUAAAAGCCUUUAUUUGAUUGCUCUUUUUAACGAAAUUAAACGACGUUCUCGUGCGCCGUUUACGUCACAGGCGAAUAUCUGGGUUCAGUGCAAAUGAUUGCGUCCGGCUGCACUACAAUAAAACAUGCCUUUAUAUAAUGCUGAUUAAGGAGGAUAUAUGAAAGAGCCAGUUCCUCUUUUCUGCAUGUGGCUGAUGCACAUCUGCUUGAUGAGAGUGAUUGUGGGUUGAUGCAUUCAUUUGAGAAUCUGGGACUGAAACGGAGACAGAAAUCACUAACAAAGAGUCUACUGUACAAGCAAGAUGAUUGCUGUGUUAGUGUUGCUCAUGGUGGGCCUGGUUUCUGGCAGUACUGUCUGUCCAAAUGGGAAAAAAUGUCAAGACAAAAAUACCUGCUGCCAAACUCAGACAGGAUAUGCAUGCUGCCAAUAUCCAUCUGCUGUAUGCUGUCCAGACAAGGUCCACUGCUGUCCACAAGGGUAUCAGUGUGACGUAGAGACUCGGCUGUGUAAGAAAAAGGAGCUUCCAUGGUAUAGAAUCCCUCUUUCCCCUCAGAUACCUGCAGAGAAGGAGGAAGAGAAGGAGGAGAAGAGCGUUCCUGCUCCUCUGGUGAAAUCUGACAAUCCUUCUGUCUCUGUGGUUCACUGUGACAAUACCUAUGUCUGCCCUGAUGGUACAACGUGCUGCAGGUCUCCUUUUGGGCAGUGGUUCUGCUGCAUAUACAGUCUGGGUCAGUGCUGCCUUGAUGGCGUACACUUCUGUCCCUUUGGUUUUUACUGUGACAGCACAUCCACCCACUGUCUUAGGGGAACACUGAGUCUUCCUGCGUCUCCACAGAUCGCUGCCGUGCAGAUCAACACCAUUCAGAUACCUGCAGAGGAAGAGGAGAAGAGCGCUCCUGCUCCUCUGGUGAAAUCUGACGAUCCUUCUGUCUCUGUCGUUCACUGUGACAAUACCUAUGUCUGCCCUGAUGGUACAACGUGCUGCAGGUCUCCUUCUGGGCAGUGGUUCUGCUGCAUAUACAAUCUGGGUCAGUGCUGCCGUGAUGGCGUUCACUGCUGUCCCUUUGGUUUUUACUGUGACAGCACAUCCACCCACUGUCUUAGGGGAACACUGAGUCUUCCUGCGUCUCCACAGAUCGCUGCCGUGCAGAUCAACACCAUUCAGUUACCUGCAGAGGAGGAGGAGAAGAGCGCUCUUGCUCCUCUGGUGAAAUCUGACGAUCCUUCUGUCUCUGUGGUUCACUGUGACAAUACCUAUGUCUGCCCUGAUGGUACAACGUGCUGCAGGUCUCCUUCUGGGCAGUGGUUCUGCUGCAUAUACAGUCUGGGUCAGUGCUGCCGUGAUGGCUUUCACUGCUGUCCCUUUGGUUUUUACUGUGACAGCACAUCCACCCACUGUCUUAGGGGAACACUGAGUCUUCCUGCGUCUCCACAGAUCGCUGCCGUGCAGAUCAACACCAUUCAGGAUCAGUGCUGUCAGAGCAAGACAGGCUGCUGUCCCAUUGGGUUUCACUGUAAUGAGGAGAGCAAAGCCUGUGUGAGAGACUUCGACCACUUGUCUCUUCUGAAGUCCACAAGAAAUCUCCAGAAUCAGGCUGGGAUUAUACACUGCAGUGACCGAUUCUAUUGCCCAGCUGGAAACAGCUGCUGCAAGACACUAACCGGCCAGUGGGCAUGCUGUCCAUAUAUUCUGGGUCACUGCUGUAAGGAUGGAAAACACUGCUGUGAAUAUGGCUAUGACUGUAAUUGUACAUUUACUAAGUGCAGAAGAGGCUCCUCAAGCGUUCCUGCUCUUCCCACAAAAGAAGCACUGAUCAUCUGAAUCCUUCUUCCUUGAUCCAAAGGCUAAGUCCAUAAAAAGCCAUCAUAAUUAAAAGCAUGUUAUUUGAUCAACAAAUGUCUUACUUUUUUAAACUUUAUGAUUUGAAUUUUGUUAUGCUACAAUAAGCAGGACCACUUACAUUCUUUCUUUUUGCAUAUGCAAAUAAAUAAAAAUGUAUUUUAAUCACAAA